Messenger RNA from Mobula hypostoma (lesser devil ray), 6665 nucleotides. RefSeq names its product DEAH (Asp-Glu-Ala-His) box polypeptide 36 (gene dhx36). The record is from RefSeq and is a predicted model, not a curated record. The coding region runs from base 42 to 2948 and encodes 968 amino acids. Lineage: Eukaryota; Metazoa; Chordata; Chondrichthyes; Myliobatiformes; Myliobatidae. The transcript is spliced from 25 exons. Gene Ontology annotation, cellular component: intracellular anatomical structure; cytoplasm. Gene Ontology annotation, molecular function: G-quadruplex RNA binding; RNA helicase activity; DNA helicase activity.
CGGUCGGUGUUGGUCAGCAAACGGUUCCGGAGAGUAGAGCCAUGAGUUCGGGUGUCCGCAGGGACUGGCGGGCCGGUGGCGGCUCUUCGGCCGCCGGAGGAUGGGACAACAGCUCGAGGGGAGGCGGAGGAGGUGGCGGUGGUCGCGGCCGGCACCCGGGCCAUCUGAAGGGCAAAGACAUCGGGCUGUGGUACGCGAAGCGGCAGGGCCAGAAGAGCAAGGAUAUGGAGCGUAAAGAGAGGGCUGUAGUGCAUAUGGAUGAAAAACGAGAGGAGCACAUCACCCGACUACUGAACUCAGUCCAGGCACGCAGUGACUACAAAGACCAGCGCUCGUCACUCUCCGCCGACUCGAGCAUGAACUGGAGAAAUCCAAGUUCGUCCACUUUAGUCACCAAGGAACUUAAACCAGAGACCAGUGCUGACCUGGAGUACCUCUUUGAAACGAUUACUCGGGAUGUGUUCCUGGAUGAGGAGCUGAGGGAAGAGCUUUCGAAGAAGAUGACAAAUUCAAGAUACCUGGAGAUGAAGAAAUUUCGGGAAAAACUCCCCUCCUAUACCAUGAAACAUGAGGUGGUAGACUUGAUCAACACGAAUCAGGUGGUUGUCAUAAGUGGAGAGACGGGUUGUGGCAAAACCACGCAGGUGACCCAGUUCAUUCUGGACGACUACAUCGAGAGGGGAAUGGGCUCGCUGUGCAGAAUUGUGUGCACCCAGCCUCGUCGGAUCAGUGCCAUAUCUAUCGCUGAGAGAGUGGCAGCAGAAAGAGCUGAAGUUUGUGGUGAAGGAAACAGCACUGGCUACCAGAUCCGGUUACAAAGUCGCUUUCCACGCAAACAAGGUUCCAUUUUGUACUGCACUACAGGAAUUAUUCUCCAGUGGCUUCAGUCAGAUUCACUUUUGUCUACCAUCAGCCACCUUGUUUUGGAUGAAGUUCACGAGAGGAGCUUGCAGUCCGAUGUGCUGAUGACCAUCGUGAAGGACGUUUUGGCUUUCAGAUCGGAUUUGAAAGUGAUAUUGAUGAGUGCAACUCUCAAUGCUGAACAGUUUUCAGACUAUUUUGGGAGCUGCCCUAUGCUGCAUAUCCCAGGGUUUACCUUCCCAGUGAAAGAAUACAUUCUGGAGGAUGUCAUUGAGUUACUUAACUAUCGUCCACAAAACCAGGAAGUUCGAAGACCAUCCUCUAGGAGAAGGUUCAUGCAAGGCUGCAUGUUUCGACCAGAGAAGGAACAAGUUGAAGAAGAAUACCAGCAACAGUGGCCAGUGUAUAUGAGAGAGUUGCAAGGAAGAUAUUCUGACAGUACAAUCGAGGCCUUGGAAAUUCUGCACAACGAUGAUAAGAUAGACCUAAAUCUGAUUGUGGCUCUUAUAAAGCAUAUUGUUUUCUCUGGGGAGGAUGGUGCCAUCUUGGUUUUCCUGCCUGGCUGGGACAACAUCAGCACCUUGAACGACCUGCUAACUGCACAACCAAUGUUUAAAUCAGAUCGUUUUGUGAUCAUUCCCCUUCACUCGCUGAUGCCUUCAGUGAAUCAGACAGAGGUUUUCAAGAAGCCACCUCCAGGAGUUCGCAAGAUUGUAAUUGCAACUAACAUCGCUGAGACAAGUAUCACCAUAGAUGACGUGGUCCAUGUGAUAGAUGGGGGGAAGAUAAAGGAGACUCACUUUGACACUCAAAACAAUAUCAGCACGAUGGCUGCAGAGUGGGUUAGCAAAGCGAAUGCCAAGCAGCGGAAAGGUCGAGCUGGAAGGGUACAGCCAGGUUCCUGUUACCACUUGUACGAUGGAUUGCGAGAGAGCCUUCUGGAUGACUAUCAGUUACCUGAAAUCAUGAGGACGCCACUUGAAGAACUUUGCUUACAAAUCAAGAUUUUGCAUCUUGGUCCAAUUGCCCAAUUCCUAGGGAAGGCAAUGCAGCCUCCAUCAAAGGAAGCGGUUCAUCUCGCUGUGACCCACCUGAAAGAGCUGAACGCCUUGGAUAAGAACGAAGAGCUCACGCCACUUGGCGUCCAUUUAGCCCGACUACCAGUCGAGCCCCACAUUGGGAAGAUGAUUCUGUUUGGGGCGUUGUUAUGCUGCUUGGAUCCUGUGCUCACCAUUGCGGCCAGUCUCAGCUUCAAGGAUCCAUUUGUCAUUCCAUUGGGUAAAGAGAAAGUGGCAGACGCAAAACGUCGAGAGUUGUCCAAGCAGUCCCGUAGCGACCAUCUGACUGUAGUCAAUGCAUUUAAGGGAUGGGAAGAAGCAAAAAGGCGAGGUUUCCGAUCAGAGAAGGAUUACUGCUGGGAGUACUUCCUUUCUCCAAACAAUCUUCAGAUGCUUCAUAACAUGAAAGGACAGUUUACUGAACAUCUGCUGGUGGCUGGCUUUGUCAGCAGCAAGAAUCCCAAAGACCCCAAGGCAAACAUCAACUCAGAAAACGAGAAGCUGAUCAAAGCUGUCGUGUGUGCGGGCCUGUAUCCCAAGGUGGCAAAAAUCCGGCCGAGCUUCAGCAAGAAACGGAAAAUGGUAAAAGUCUUCACCAAGUCAGAUGGGCGAGUCAACAUUCACCCGAAGUCGGUGAAUGCGGAGGAAGGGGAAUUUCAGCACAGCUGGCUGAUCUACCACCUGAAGAUGCGAACAAGCAGUAUCUACCUAUAUGAUUGCACUGAGGUGUCCCCUUAUUCCCUCCUUUUCUUUGGGGGUGAUAUCUCGAUACAGAAAGAACAAGACCAAGAGACGAUCGCUGUCGAUGAAUGGAUUGUGUUCCAGUCACCAUCCAGAAUAGCCCAUUUAGUAAAGGACCUGAAGAAGGAGCUGGAUACCCUUCUGCAAGAGAAAAUUAAGAAACCACGGCCGGUAGACUGGAACAACCGCUCGAAAGACUUUGCGGUCCUGUCAGCGAUCAUAGACUUGAUAACCACACAGGAUGACACAGGCACCAAGAACUACGUGCCUCGGUUCCAGGGCUACUGAAGCUGUGAUCCUCAGCAGGUUGAGAAGUUCUGCCUGAAACAGCGUUUCAAGCUCACAGCUGCUGAGUUGUUUUGUAUCAUUAACCCCUUUUUUUGCUCUCUUGAAUAGAUGUUUGGAAAGUAUGCCCGAGGGUCUCACUAAUGAGAUGGCGAUGGUCUGUAGCCAUAGAAUAAAAUGGCUGGCAUGUUCAGAAGUCUAAUUCCAUUCUAGUGUAGUGUAGGGGACGUUAAGGUGGGGGAGGUUUUCGGAAAGAAGAGUGCAGUGACAGGCAAUCUCACUGCAUCAUCACUGGAAUACAUACAGAAAAUGCUGUGGUUUCCCAUUCUGGAGAGGACCUGAACGCCUUCUCCUUCAGAAUAAAGCCAGUGGGUCUAACAGUGUCAGAAGUAAGGCAAGGCUUAGUAUUGUGCAAGGUCUUGAACAGAACUAGACCAAAGUAAAUUAGUAUCCAUAACGUUAACCCAUUUGCACAGAUGUGGCCAGAGUUUGCUUCGUCUGUACUUCCAGUGUGGUUUCCUUUCCAUUUAUACGGUUUGUCUUUGUGAGUUUAGAUCAUUCAGAACUUCUUAAUCUUGAUUUUUAUCUCAGAGUAACUUUUGCAUCAUGUACUUUUUUUAGGGAAAAAAUAUGGGCUCUGUUUUCUUUCUCCCGCACACUUAUCUCCCAAUGUAAAAAUCAUGUGUGUAACUAUCUUAGAGGACUGUUGGACUAUGUCUGUAGCCACUCUUCCUAUACUGUAGGGAAAUAUCCUGUAUGGGCCCCCAGUUUGAUUUAUUUUGGCAGAAACCAUGGGGGUUGGAGGUGCUCAUUUUAACUUAAUUUGCCGGUUAACCUGUGGGAAGUGCUUUUGUAUCCUAACCUCUUCACAUUUUAUUCAAUCUGGUCAGUUUUCUGAUGGACACUGUAGGUUAAAAUUGUUGUCUUGGUUCAUUCUGAGGAAGAAGUGAUGAGAGUGUUUAGACAAAAACAAAAUGGAAUCGGUUUAGAAUAGCCAUAAAUGGGUGUUUAAUUGCCAGUGUAGACUCGGAGGCUCCAAAGACCUUUUACCGUGUUGUAUGACGCUGACUGGUCCCAAUUUCAUUCGUAAAUAUGGAAUUAGAAGCUGACCUCCUCCAACUUGUUCUGCCAUUCAGUGUAGUAAUGGUCCAUCAGUGACCGAACAGAUACCCUCCUUCAUUACCCCAUCUCCCUUAGUCCCUGAGUUCACUGAACUCCAAUUUGAUUAUCAAUUGUAAGUUUGCAGAAAAGAGUUCCAAACUUGUCCCAUGAAUUACACUUGAAAGACUGUCCCUGGUCUGAGACUGUUCUUUACUCUUCUUUCCCCAUGUGAUUGAUUACAUUUCUCUACCCAGUCAAUUUCCCUUAACAUUGUAAGGUAUGAUUAAAUUCUAGUGGAUAUGAAGCAGUUGUGUAUAAUUAUGCCAUACAAUUAAACUCCUGAGUUCUAUAAAAGAAAAUUAUUUUCACACAUUGGGAAGUUAAAUUGUCAGGCAAAUGUUUUUGUCUCAACUGGACUUGACUUGCUUUGUUGUGGGUGCACAUGUGCAGCCUGGAUCAUCAUGGCUCGUGUUUCAGCAGGAAUAUUGCCUGCUAAUGGGAACGUCCAUUUGCAUUGAGUCUUGUGGAGUUUGGCUAUAUAACUCGGCAUGGGGUCUGAACAACUGCACGACCGUUGUCACAGUCCUGAAGCUUACAGUCUUCACCAUCUGUGUAGUUUGGCAAUUGUGGGAGGGGAAUACCCGGGAGAUGUGUUGUAGAAGAUGUGUUCAUUUGCUUGUGGUUCUUUUGGAUGUCAUUGGAGAACAGAGUUUUGGUGCGGUGGCUGACAUAACAGUGACACCAAGCAAAUACUUAAAUUAAUGUUCAUUUCAAUGGCAUUUUGUGGGAUCGCACUAUGUGCAAAGUGGCUGCUGAACAAAUCCAUGUACUAGUAUCGUGUAUAGCAAUUUAAACAUUUAGGAUUGUUCCUAAGAAAUGGAGGUGCUACUUAUAAAUAAGCUGUUGUUUAAGCGCACCUCUAAGUGAAUCUGUUGAGUCUGAUCAACGGGCUGCUUUGGUGGUUUCCAAGUCUUCUGAUCGAGGGCUGCUUCGAAAGUCGCGUCCUGCACAAUCCCAGUAAAUAUCUCUGUGUAGUAUCGCUUUCACCCCAGCACCACCACUUCACAUAGGCAGUCAGAGAAGUAGUAGGUGUUGAUAUAAAGGUGGUAUUUGGCUCAGUAGGCCACUAUUGCAAGUGGAAACUAACCAUGUUAUCUACCCCUUAGCCAGUGCCUGUUUUUAUGGUUAGCCAAGUGUACCUAAUGUCAGUUUGAAGAUAGAGACUCUGAGCUUUGGAAUCUUUUCCUUGCCUCGGUUAUCUGGUGACAGGAAGCUGAUCUUUCAAAGGAGCAGGUAGACAAAACAUUUUCCAUUCUGGUUGUCGGGACGUUUGGAACAACAUCAUCUGGCAAUAGGCUGUGGCUUGUCAACAGGUAACUAUAUAGCUAGGCAGCCAUUUGCAGAGAGAUUGUGCAGAAAAGACACUGGAGGGGAGAGCCCUUGUCACCUUGUACUUGAGGACAGGCAAAGGAAAAAAGCAACAUUAGUAAUGGCCAGGGUGACUAAGAGCUUGAUGAGGGUUACUGCUUGCAAUGACCCAUCUGCUUGUCCAAGAGGAGCUGAGACCAAUAAAAUACAUACAACUGCAGUGAUGUUUGGUGCUGUCAAGGUGUCCAAUGCCUUAGCCAAAGUUGCCAUGAUCAUUCCUGUUAAGUGGACAAACAUUUUGUUUUUGUAGUUUUGUAGAUGUUCUGGCAUGAAUGUUCCUUUGUUUUCCAAAUAGUAUUUAUUUCUCUGACUGUUUAUAAGAUGCAAGAGCUGUUUUUUUUUUAAGUAAUGUGUGUGUAUUUUCACCCAUUAAACUACUUGCUAUACCCAGACUUGUAUGUCUUUUGCCUACCAACAGUUUGUAGUGUCGGUUAACCAUCUGCUUUGAAUACAGACUGGUUGGCUGCUGCUGACUAGUGGUGCUCCUUUGGGGUCAGUAUUGGGACCACUGCUUUUCAUGUUGUUUGUCAAUGAUUUGGAUAAUGGAGUUGAUGGCUUUGUGGCAAAGUCUACGGAUGAUACGAAGAUAGGUGGAGGGGUAGGUAGUGCUGAGGAAGCAACGUGAUUGCAGGAGGACUGAGACAGAUUGAAAGAAUUGGCAAAAAAGUGGCAGAUGGAAUACAGUGCUGGGAAAUGUAUGAUAAUGCAUUUUGGUGAAAGGAAAUCUAAAUGGGGAGAAGGUUCAAACAUUGGGGUGCAGGGUGACUUAGGAGUCCUUGUGCAAGAAUCCCAGAAGGUUAAUUUUCUGGUUGCAUCCAUGGUGAAGAAGGCAAAUGCAGUGUUGGCAUUUAUUUCAAGGGGAAUAGAAUAUAAAAGCAAGGAGAUAAUGCUGAGCCUUUAUAAGACACUAGUCAGGCCACAUGGAGUAUUGUCAACAUUUUUGGGUCCCAUAUCUCAGAAAGGAUGUGUUGUCAUUGGAGUGAGUCAGGACAUCAAAGGAUAUGGUGAGAAGGAAGGUGUAUGGGGUUGAGUGGGAUCCGGGAUUAGCCAUGAUGGAAUGGUCGAGCAGUCUCAAUGGGUUAAAUGGCCUAAUUCUGUUCCUAUGUCUUCAGGUAAUCCUGUCUCAAAUGAUUAGGCUUGAAGGGAUUGGUGGGCGUUUUGAGGAGUAGAGUGGCAGUUCUUUCGUUCUUG